Priapulus caudatus is the source of this 2977-nucleotide messenger RNA. RefSeq names its product helicase domino-like. NCBI's taxonomy places the organism in Eukaryota, Metazoa, Priapulida, Priapulimorpha, Priapulimorphida, Priapulidae. The record is from RefSeq and is a predicted model, not a curated record. The annotation marks the transcript as partial. The transcript has 15 exons.
CAUAUAUUUUAUGUGUCGUUGGGUUGAAUCUUCGACCAUUUGGACAUUUAUGCUGUAAAUAUAACCACAUUAGCUCUUAAAAGCUAGAAAUGGACAGAUAGACAUAUUAUUUUGUUGAAUGUACGGUAUUCAAUCACGGAUGGGUACUCGAUACCGCAGAAGAUCGGCAUUACAGUCGUAGUCGCCAAGCGAAAUGUUUCCCGGGAACAACAACCGUGUCGCGGGAGAACCGCGUGUGCCACAAGAGGGCGCCGUGAGGCCCACCGUAACGACCGUGGCCCCCGGAGGGAUGCAGCAGUUUGUUGUGCAGGCGGGCCCGCGCAUAGGGAGCCCCCAGCUAGCGACGCAGACGUUCGUCCUCGCCGCGCCACAGCCGGUCGUCGGUCAGAUCGUGCGGACGCCGCAGCCGGCGACACUUGUCCAGGUGUCGUCCCCACAGCAGACGCUGAUCGGUCAGGUGCAGCCGUCGAUGAAUGCUGGAGUAAUCAACAUCACCAUGCAGAGUCCGACCCGACACAGGCAGGACGGCGGCAUAGUGCUGUUCAAAAACACUAAUCGGCCUGCGGCUGAGAUGGUAGCAGUGUCGACUUCUGUCCAGGGCGUGCCGCGGCGGCAGCAGGGAGUGCUGGUCAACGUAGGACAGCCAGGACUUCAGGAGACGAUACCAGGAGGCACCGUCCACCACCACGGACAGAGCCCGUCGCGCGGCGGCGUGCCCCCACUCGCUGUCCCUCACACCGUCACCACGGCAACGACGCAGCAGCAGCGGCGCGCGAGUCCCGUCGCCGCGGCGACCACGUCGCUCGUCGGGCAGCCUCCGGUGAAGCGUCUGAAGUACGAGGAGGAGGAGGAAGAGGAGGAGGAGGAGGUAAAGGAUGCGGCGACGCUGCGUGGGCUCGUGCACGAACAGAAGGUGAAGGAGCUUCCCUUGCUGAAGGAGCUGUACAACGAGCACAUGAUCGAGCUGUUCUACCUGCAGACGGGAGGAAACAUGAUGGACUACGUCGCGAUGAAGAGGAAGCCGACGCCUCAGCUGCUCACCUUCCUCAAGACGAACAAGCUGGACAGCGAUGACGAGGAGGAGGAGGUCGUGAAGAAGGAGGUGAAGCUGACGAGCGGAGGGACGGCCGUUGCCAUGUCAACGUGCCUGCCUCCCGAGGUCAGCCAGCUAGUGCAGAAGUGCCAACAAGGUAUCGUCACCACCGCCUUACACACCUCCGCAGGUACCGUCACCUCCACCUUACACACAAUAGUGCAGGUAUCGUCACCACCGCCUUACACACCUCCGCAGGGCUCCCGCGGCGGCAGCGGAGGCGGGGGGUCAUCGCUGGCGCAGGCCGUGCAGGCACACCUGAAGGCCACGAUCACACCACAGCGACUGCUCACACGCCAGCACUCCAUCUCAUCCGUCUACGACAAAUCCAUCGGCUCCGAGGAGGAGAUAGUGGAGCGAGCAAAGCAGGAGGCGCAGGUGAUGCAGCGAGUGUCGGAGCUACGUAAGCAGGGGCUGUGGUCGGCCAAGCGCCUGCCCAAGGUGCAGGAACCACAGCGAGCGAAGGCACACUGGGACUACCUGCUCGAGGAGAUGGCCUGGAUGGCCACCGACUUUGCACAGGAACGCAAGUGGAAGAUGGCGGCCGCGAGAAAGCUGGCGUGGGCCGUGGCGAAGUAUCACAAGGAUCAGCAGGAGAAGGAGAAGAGAGCGGAGAAGGAGGAGCAACACCGACUACGCCGCAUCGCAAACUCCAUCGCACGCGACAUUCGACAGUUCUGGUCCAACAUCGAGAAGGGCGUGCCACGGCGGCAGCAGGGCGUGCUGGUCAACGUAGGACAGCCAGGACUUCAGGAGACGAUACCAGGAGGCACCGUCCACCACCACGGACAGAGUCCGUCGCGCGGCGGCGUGCCCCCACUCGCUGUCCCUCACACCGUCACCACGCCUCCGGUGAAGCGUCUGAAGUACGAGGAGGAGGAGGAAGAGGAGGAGGAGGAGGUAAAGGAUGCGGCGACGCUGCGUGGGCUCGUGCACGAACAGAAGGUGAAGGAGCUUCCCUUGCUGAAGGAGCUGUACAACGAGCACAUGAUCGAGCUGUUCUACCUGCAGACGGGAGGAAACAUGAUGGACUACGUCGCGAUGAAGAGGAAGCCGACGCCUCAGCUGCUCACCUUCCUCAAGACGAACAAGCUGGACAGCGAUGACGAGGAGGAGGAGGUCGUGAAGAAGGAGGUGAAGCUGACGAGCGGAGGGACGGCCGUUGCCAUGUCAACGUGCCUGCCUCCCGAGGUCAGCCAGCUAGCGCAGAAGUGCCAACAAGCGAAGCAGUCGUCCGGGGGCAGGCACGGCAUGGUGUACAGCGGAACGUCGUCGUCGUCGCAGGCUUCCUCCGGCGCCGGGCUGUCACCGCGAUCAUCCGAGCAGCAGCAGGGUCGCACCACGCAGUCACACGUCCCCAGCCACCCGCCGCCACCGCCUUACACACCUCCGCAGGCCAGUGACAUGCCCAUCGAGGAGCUGUAUAAGAAGUACGCGGGAGCCUACAGAGAAGGCUUCAGCGUGCCGGCGAGCAGCAGCCACAGCGGCACUCAAGAAGAGGAUGAAGAGGAGGAGGAAGAGGAAGAAGAAGAGGAGGAGGAGGAGGAGGAUGAGGAGGAGGAGUCAGCUAGCGAGGCGCAGGAUGAUGAUGGCAUGAAGGACGUUGGUCUGGACUACCUCAUGAAGAUGGACACGGAAUCCGAGUCGGCCACACCCGCGUCCACGAAGGAAGGGGAGCCUAAGGAGAUCACUGAUAUUGCCGCGCAGGUGCAGAGUCUGCAGCCGACCGGUUACACGUUAUCAACAACCCAGGUACGCACAUCCUCCUUACCUGUUAUCACAUACAACACAGGUACGCACAUCCUCCUUACCUGCCAUCACAUACAACACAGGUACGCACAUUCUCCUCACCUGCCAUCACAUACAACACAGGUACGCACAUUC